CUUUUGCCUCGGAACUGGACCCGGGAGACAUCACAGCGCUGGGCUAGGGGCGCGGCUUGAACUCGCCUAAAGAGCUGCGCCCUCUCAUCUCGCGCCUGCAGCCCGUGCCGCCCCAGCCGCUGCCGCCUGCACCGGACCCGGAGCCGUCAUGCCCAAGUGUCCCAAGUGCAACAAGGAGGUGUACUUCGCCGAGAGGGUGACCUCUCUGGGCAAGGACUGGCAUCGGCCCUGCCUGAAGUGCGAGAAAUGUGGGAAGACGCUGACCUCUGGGGGCCACGCUGAGCACGAAGGCAAACCCUACUGCAACCACCCCUGCUACGCAGCCAUGUUUGGGCCUAAAGGCUUUGGGCGGGGCGGAGCCGAGAGCCACACUUUCAAGUAAACCAGGUGGUGGAGACCCCAUCCUUGGCUGCUUGCAGGGCCACUGUCCAGGCAAAUGCCAGGCCUUGUCCCCAGAUGCCCAGGGCUCCCUUGUUGCCCCUAAUGCUCUCAGUAAACCUGAACACUUGGAAAACCUGUGUGUGUACAUGCGCGUGUGUGCUGGGGAGUGCCAAGGGAGCUGCAGUGGGGUCCUGGCAGCAGGCUCUGCCACCGGCGCCUGCUCUUCUGCUGCCCAUUGCCCUCCCCAGGGGGCCGUUCCAGGGUCUCAUAGGCGAGGGCUCCCUGUGCAGG
This is a messenger RNA of Homo sapiens (human), 672 nucleotides long. It is a transcript of the gene CRIP1, whose product is annotated as cysteine rich protein 1. NCBI's taxonomy places the organism in Eukaryota, Metazoa, Chordata, Mammalia, Primates, Hominidae. The record is from RefSeq and is marked validated. Bases 149 to 382 code for a protein of 77 amino acids. The transcript has 6 exons.